AGGAGGGGGCGGGCUCCCAAUCCGGUUCCAUCCGGUUUUCCCACCGCCCCCGCCGCGGGUCCCAGCAGCUCGGGCGGCGGGAGGAGCGGCAGCGGCCAGGCAGCCCAGCUUCGCGAAGGCUCUCGGCGCGCCGCGGCCCGCAGGCACCCGGCACGCGCCCGCCCCGCCGCCACGAUGCCCAAGAGGAAGGUCAGCUCCGCCGAGGGGGCGGCGAAGGAGGAGCCCAAGAGGAGAUCGGCGAGGUUGUCAGCUAAACCAGCUCCUGCAAAAGUGGAAACGAAGCCAAAAAAGGCGGCAGGAAAGGAUAAAUCUUCUGACAAAAAAGUGCAAACAAAAGGGAAAAGGGGAGCAAAGGGAAAACAGGCUGAAGUGGCUAACCAAGAGACUAAAGAAGACUUACCUGCAGAAAAUGGAGAAACUAAAAAUGAGGAGAGCCCAGCUUCUGAUGAAGCAGGAGAGAAAGAAGCCAAGUCUGAUUAAUAUCACACACCUGGUCCUAUCAGUGGUCCCUGUUUCCCUUCUUGUACAAUCCAGAGGAAUAUUUUUAUCAACUAUUUUGUAAAUGCAAGUU
This is a messenger RNA of Balaenoptera ricei (Rice's whale), 571 nucleotides long. RefSeq names its product high mobility group nucleosome binding domain 1 (gene HMGN1). Lineage: Eukaryota; Metazoa; Chordata; Mammalia; Artiodactyla; Balaenopteridae. Gene Ontology annotation, biological process: chromatin organization. The transcript is spliced from 6 exons. Gene Ontology annotation, cellular component: nucleus; chromatin. The coding region runs from base 175 to 480 and encodes 101 amino acids. The record is from RefSeq and is a predicted model, not a curated record. Gene Ontology annotation, molecular function: nucleosomal DNA binding.